Molecule: messenger RNA, 1200 nt
Organism: Struthio camelus australis
Lineage: Eukaryota; Metazoa; Chordata; Aves; Struthioniformes; Struthionidae
Source: RefSeq, a predicted model, not a curated record
AAAAAAAAAAAAAGAAGAGGAAAAAGGAGAAAUUGAUUUAUUGCUGCUUCUAUUUAUGUUUACAGCACAACUAAAUGAAUCAAUUUCAUUUGCAGAUAGUACUUUCUCAUUGAUAGUGAAAACUACUCUUUGCCUCUUAAAGGGUUGUAAAAGUUUCUCUUAUGUACCGAAACCAUCUUUAUGCAACUUUCCCAGUGCAAUUACCUUUCAAACUAAAGCAAUAUUUGGAAGCUUGUAAGUCACUUGCAAUGGUAAAAAGUUCUGAAGGAAGAACUAUUGCUAGCACAAAUGAAGCUGUAAGUUUUCUUCUUUUCUAGUUCACUGGAAAACAUGGAAACUGUAUUUUCCCACUCAAUUUUAGGAAGCAAAAUGCAAUGUACCAUCUGGAGAAAAAGAGGAAGAAGCUGAGCAACCCAGUGAUAUAGAGGAAGGUGGAUUAGAUCUCAGCGUGUCACUCAAACCAGUCAGUUUCUACAUCGCAGACAAAAAAGAAAUGCUUCAACAGUGUUUCUGUGUCAUAGGGGAGAAGAAACUACAGAAGAUGCUGCCUGAUAUUUUAAAGAACUGUUCCAUGGAGGAAAUUAAAAGGCUUUGCUUGGAGCAGUUGGAGCUGUUAUCUGAAAAAAAACUGUUGAAGAUUCUUGAAGGCAAGAAUGGAGCUGAUUCUGAUACUGAUGAGGAUGCAGAUGGAGGAGACAAGACUGGAGGUGAAUCAGUCAGUCAACAGGACAACAGUAUAGACUCUACUUCAUCUCUGAGAGAAGACAACAAGCUCGAAGGUCAGGAAUCAAAACAAGGCAAAGGCGAAGAUAGUGAUGUCCUCAGCAUAAAUGCAGAUGCAUAUGAUAGUGACAUAGAAGGCCCAUGCAAUGAAGAAGAGUGUCCAGAUGUGCAAGAAAAUGCUGUCAAAAGUGGAGCUGGUCAUAUAGAUGACCUUCAGAAGGACAUUGAGAAAAGUGUGAAUGAGAUAUUGGGGCUGGCAGAAUCCAGCCCAAAAGAGCCCAAAGCAACAGCCUUACCUGUUCCUCCAUCAGAAGAUGUUCAGCCAUCAGCACAACAGCUGGAGCUCCUGGAGCUUGAGAUGAGGGCCAGAGCUAUUAAAGCUUUAAUGAAAGCUGGUGAUGUGAAAAAACAGCCCUAAGGUGGUUUUGUUUAAAUUUUCAGUAUUUGUUUUGAAGGGCAUGAUGUCAGUUCUCUUCA